Molecule: messenger RNA, 1130 nt
Organism: Rhodotorula graminis WP1
Lineage: Eukaryota; Fungi; Basidiomycota; Microbotryomycetes; Sporidiobolales; Sporidiobolaceae
Exons: 5
Coding region: 1-795 (264 amino acids)
Source: RefSeq, a predicted model, not a curated record
AUGCCGUCGAUCAAGGCUUUCCUGUCGACCUUUGUCCUCGUCGCUCUCGCCCUCGCACCCACCGCACGAGCCGGCAUCAUGCUGCAAGGGAACGAUCUCGUUCACCGCUCCACGUCGCAGCCGUCGCUCUACUCGAACACGUCGCCUGUCGAGAAGCGCUCGCCCGAGUCGCGCGAAAAGUCGGCGGCCCGCGUCAAGCGCGCAAAGCUGGCCGCCGCAAAGAAGGCGAGGCGCGGCGCAGGAGAACAGCACGACGCGGCCCACGCCCUCCUCAAGCGGCACAUCACCGAGACGUACGAGCGCGAGGGUGUCACGAAGAGCCUGCUCGCCCGUCGCGCCCUCUUUGCCCGCGUCCUCAAGCGUUACCGCUGUGGCCAGAGCAAGGUGUGCGCCAAGGCCGUCACGGACCCGAACGACAUCCCGGCCAACGGCGCCGCCAUCUGCGACCCCCCGGGCUACUUCCUCGCCGGCGGCGUCUGCAUCCAGAGCUCCUCGUCGUGCGGCAGCACUACGUGCGGGUCGACGGACAACGGCGCGUUCCUCUGCACCGGCGCCAACGUGUGCACGCUCGUGUGCGACACCGCCAACGGCUAUGUCGCGACGCCACAGGGCACGUGCGUCAGCCUCGUCACGUCGCCGAGCAACUGCGGCGCCGUCGGCAACGUGUGCCCGGGGUCGUACAACGGCAUCGGGAAGCCGCAGUGCCGCAACAGGAACUGCCAACUCAACUGCCCGCCCGGCUACUACAGCAAGCGCACCCAAGACCGACAGGCUGUGCUCUGCUACGGCGCCUAACUCGGCAAGGUCCCUCGGCUCUACCCCUCAUUCGUCCUUCGCCUCGUUCCCCUCGUUAUCCUCACCCUACACGGACUUGUGCCCUCGUUCGCCGUCCUCCCGUCGCCGCCAGUCCCUUGGCCUUUCCUCCAGCCCCUGCCGACGGUCUGUUCGACCGUCGAACCCACCUCGGCUGCGGCGAGCUGGCCCCAUUCCCCUCGUCCCCCCUCCUCUUCCUUCCCUCGCCCAUGUCACCGUGCGCCACGCUGUGUGUUGUACCCCUUUCCUUUCUGGCUCGAAGCCUCUUAACUUGAGUAGUCUCGGUCGGAACAGCACACGGUGGACAUGCACAACCU